This is a messenger RNA of Hymenoscyphus albidus, 1196 nucleotides long. Lineage: Eukaryota; Fungi; Ascomycota; Leotiomycetes; Helotiales; Helotiaceae. The record is from the annotation of a GenBank genome assembly.
GCCAAACACUGUGUACUUAUAUUAUCCUUUCACACCCCGCCGACAAACUCCACAACUGCACAAGCAUACUUCCCACUCCAACAUCACGACCGAUACCGACGCUCGUCGCAAUUUCUCCUCACAGUUAAUCGAGAAACCUCGUCAAUAUGCCUAAGAAUAAGGGAAAGGUAAGCACCCCCGCCACUGUGUGAAUAGAGGCGAUGUUUGCAAGCUGACACGAGGAAACAAUAGGGUGGUAAGAAUCGUCGUCGUGGAAAGAAUGAAAACGACAACGAGAAGCGUGAGCUCACCUUCAAAGAAGAAGGCCAAGGUACGUCAUUCGCGAUAUAUACUUCUCAAUCCAAACCCUCCCACUACCCCGCCAUUCUGCCAUCCUGCCAAUGCUCCACCGCUAACCACCAAGCGCACCAACAGAAUACGCACAAGUCCUCAAAAUGUUAGGCAACGGUCGCCUUGAAGCCCUCUGCUUCGACGGCUCCAAACGACUUGCCCACAUCCGUGGAAAACUUCGAAAGAAGGUCUGGAUCAACCAAGGAGACAUCAUCCUCCUUUCGCUCCGAGACUAUCAAGACGAGAAAGGCGACGUAAUCCUCAAGUACUCUGCCGACGAAGCGCGUAGUCUGAAAGCGUACGGAGAACUUCCUGAGUCCGCCAAGAUCAACGAGACGGAUACCUACGGCCAAGAGGGAGACGGAGACUGCAAUUUCGAAUUCGACGAGGACCGAAGCGAGAGUGACGAUGAUGACGGAAAGGGUGGAAAGGAGAUUGAGAUUGACGACAUCUAAAUGUGUGGGCGGAAAAUACAUCUUUCGCAUCUCUGGGGUGUGUUGGUACGUGCUUGGAAGUACUUGCAACCUCACACAACUGGACAAGUACCUUCCAACGCAAGACAAGGGCUGGUGGUAAUCCAACCGGGGGAAAACAAAGGACAUUACCGCGAUGGAAAAAAUACAAGGAAAGAAAGACUGUCUUCUCUCUCAAUCUCAUGGAAUCCCGGGUCAAGAUCGAGACCCUCCAUGAGAACCUCGACAGCAUUUUCUUAUGAAAUGGCUUCUUCUGACUGAUCCGAUGGGUUUUGCGACGGGAGAGACGUUGUCGAUUCAUCGGAUUGGGACUUUUACUUCUUUUUCUCUGUUUCUUUCCGCUCUGCUUAGGGAGGGGACUUCUAAAUCUGGUGUUGGGAUGGUUUCUCCCUG